GCUGCGAGUCUGGGGAGAGCAGAGUCGGUUGAGUCGCUGCGUUUGGUCAGUUGCACCUUCUGGGUCACUGGUAGCCGCGGGAGCCGGGUGGGGCCUAGGCGAUGAUCCGGCAUUAAGGAGCUGGGGUCAUCCUCCGUCUCAGGGGUGUCCGCGGUCAGGUCCUGGCCAGGUUAUCCAGCGAAUCUGGACUGCAUUGUCCUUCCUUUGGGAGCAGCUUGCUCUACCGCUAGCAUCUGUGAAGCUUUAAGGGACAGGAGCUUGGACUCAUUCGGUGGUUUGGGGAAAGUCUAGGGGCAACCAAAGAUCAUCUGCUUGACUAGGCCCUUUGCCCUGAACCUCAUGAAGAAAUGAUAGGAGGCAGAUAUAUGUGCCUAAAAAGAGCGUUGAGCUCAGAGAAGAGCAACUCGGAGCUUUGGGGGUGUGCUUUGAGUUCCAUCAGAUGCAGGAGUUUGAACCUCUUUUAUUGCUUACAGUAACUUAACUUUAUAGCUGAAGACUUUGUGUGUGUGCUAGUGAAACUCAUGCCGGAACGUGUGAUUCUGUCUUAGUAAAAGUAUGUAAUCCUAGUGGGGAUUUGUGUACAUCAAUGGCAGAAUCAUCCAGCGAAUCAGAUCACUUUCGCUAUCGUGAUCGAUUGAGUCCAUGGGCUGCCAGAUCAACUCACAGGGGAACUCGAAGUCUUCCUACAGUAGAAGUUACCGAGAAGGUCAACACUAUAACAAGUACUUUACAGGAUACCAGUCGGAACCUGCGACAAGUGGACCAGAUGCUUGGACGAUACCGAGAAUACAGUAAUGGACAGGCGGGUGCGAUAGAACAUUUAAAAGAAAGCUUGGAACAAUCAAUUGACCAACUCCGGAGUCAACGUUUAUUGAGAAACUCAGGAGGGAGAAGUAUUUCUGUUACAAGUUUGAGUGCAAGUGACCUUGAUGGUGGCACUGGGCCAGAGAGCCAUCGUUUUCCACCUACCUCACCUCUCAAGGACUAUGGGGAUCCACUGGGUAUUAAACGAAAUACCAGAUCAAGAACUGGUGUCCGCUUUGUUCAAGAGACUGAUGAUACGACUCAGCUUCAUGCUUUUCAUCAGUCUCUUCGAGACCUCAGCAGUGAACAAAUUCGCCUUGGAGAUGAUUUCAACAGGGAGCUUUCCAGAAGGAGCCGGUCGGAUGCCGAAACAAAAAGGACUUUGGAAGAAUUGACUGAAAAACUUAAUGAAGCCCAGAAACAAGAAGUGGUUUCAGAUCGGGUGGAGCGGCGGCUUCAGGAACUAGAGAGAGAGAUGCGCACAGAAAGGGAGCUGGUGGAAAGACGCCAGGAUCAACUGGGACUCAUGUCCCUGCAGCUACAGGAGGCACUAAAGAAACAAGAAGCUAAAGCAGAUGAGCAUGAGGGGGCAAUAAAAAAUAAGCUAAUACAAACUGAAACCGAGAAGAAUCAACUUGAACAGGAAUUGGAGCUAUCUCGAAAGUUAUUGAAUCAAUCUGAAGGCAGCCGAGAAACACUUUUGCAUCAGGUAGAAGAACUGCGUGCACAACUUACGAAAGCAGAGGAUGAUCGAAAGGGUUUACAGCAUCAAGUGUCUCAGAUUUCCAAGCAACAGUCAAACUAUCAGGAUGAACAAGGGGAGGACUGGAGGUUUAGGAGAGGGGUUGAGCGGGAAAAACAGGACCUGGAGAAGCAAAUGUCAGAUUUGAGAGUGCAGCUGAACUUCAGUGCAAUGGCAUCUGAGUUAGAGGAAGUGAAACGGUGCAUGGAAAGAAAAGACAAGGAGAAAGCACAUUUGGCAUCACAAGUAGAGAAUUUAACACGUGAACUGGAGAAUGGGGAAAAACAGCAACUCCAGAUGUUGGAUCGACUUAAGGAGAUCCAGAAUCACUUUGACACAUGUGAGGCCGAGCGUAAGCAUGCUGACCUUCAGAUCUCAGAGCUGACUCGCCAUGCGGAGGAUGCAACCAAGCAGGCUGAGCAGUACCUCAGUGAGCUCCAGCAGUCAGAGGCCCUGAAAGAGGAGGCGGAGAAGAGGAGGGAAGACCUGAAACUGAAAGCUCAAGAAUCCAUUAGGCAGUGGAAGCUUAAACAUAAGAAGUUAGAGCGAGCGUUGGAGAAACAAUCUGAAACAGUUGAUGAACUGACAGGCAAGAAUAAUCAGAUUUUAAAAGAAAAGGAUGAAUUGAAAACCCAGAUGUAUGCAGCAUUACAACAAAUAGAGAAUCUUCGAAAGGAAUUGAAUGAUGUCCUAACAAAGCGUGCCCUUCAGGAGGAGGAGCUUCACUCCAAGGAGGAGAAACUACGUAAUAUUAAGUCUCAUCAAGCUGACCUUGAAUUGGAAGUCAAGAAUUCCCUGGAUACCAUCCAUAGACUGGAAAGUGAAUUGAAAAAGCAGAGUAAGAUCCAAAGCCAAAUGAAAGUUGAGAAAGCUCACUUGGAGGAAGAAAUUGCAGAGCUCAAGAAGAGCCAGGCCCAGGACAAAGCUAAACUUCUUGAGAUGCAAGAGUCCAUCAAGGACCUGAGUGCCAUCCGAGCAGAUCUUGCUAAUAAAUUGGCCGAGGAAGAGAGAGCCAAGAAAGCAGUGCUUAAGGACCUUUCUGACCUCACUGCACAGGCAAAAUCCAGGGAUGAAGAAACAGCUACAAUCAUCACACAGUUAAAGCUGGAACGAGAUGUGCACCAGAGGGAGCUGAAAGAUCUCACAUCAUCAUUGCAGAGUGUGAAAACAAAACAUGAACAGAAUAUCCAGGAGCUUAUGAAGCACUUUAAGAAAGAAAAGAGUGAGGCUGAGAAUCAUAUCAGGACACUGAAGGCUGAAAGUUUAGAAGAGAAGAAUAUGGCUAAAGUUCAUCGUGGUCAGCUGGAUAAGUUGAAAUCACAGUGUGACAGACUGACAGAGGAAUUAACCCAGAAUGAAAAUGAGAACAGAAAACUGAAGCUAAAAUAUCAAUGUUUGAAGGAUCAACUAGAAGAAAGGGAAAAACAUAUAAGCAUUGAAGAAGAGCACUUAAGGAGGACCGAAGAGGCCAGAUUGCAGCUCAAGGAUCAACUUCUUUGCUUGGAGACUGAACAGGAAUCCAUUCUUGGUGUGAUAGGAAAGGAAAUUGAUGCAGCUUGUAAAACAUUCUCCAAGGACUCAAUGGAGAAAUUAAAAGUUUUUUCAUCUGGUCCUGAUAUACAUUAUGACCCACAUCGCUGGUUAGCAGAAAGCAAGACUAAACUUCAGUGGCUCUGUGAGGAACUGAAAGAGAGAGAAAACAGAGAGAAAAAUCUGCGACACCAGCUGAUGCUCUGCAGACAACAACUCAGGAAUCUGACUGAAAACAAGGAAUCUGAGCUGCAGUGUCUCUUCCAACAGAUAGAAAGGCAGGAGCAGCUUCUGGAUGAAAUACAUCGUGAGAAGAGAGAUCUACUGGAAGAGACCCAAAGAAAAGAUGAAGAAAUGGGAUCUCUGCAGCCGAAGCUACUGUUUAAACUUCCACCUUGGGAAGAUGCUAGUCAGACUGCAGUGAGAAAUCAGAGUGACGCUCAAUUGGAAGAAAAAGCAGACCGUGUAAUUGCAUUAGAAACGAGUACCCGAGUGGCCUUGGACCAUCUGGAGUCUGUGCCUGAGAAACUGAGCCUACUAGAAGAUUUCAAAGACUUCAGAGAUUCCUGUAGUUCAUCUGAGAGAACUGAUGGAAGAUAUUCUAAAUACAGAAUUCGCAGAAAUUCUCUUCAGCAUCACCAGGAGGACAUCAAGUACAGAACCAAAAGUUUCAAAGGUGACAGAACCUUUCCAGAAGGUUCCCACACUCAUGGGUUAGAUCACUCAUCAUCUUGGCAGGAUCACAGUCGCUUCCUGUCUAGUCCAAGAUUUUCAUACAUGAACUCAUUUACCAAAAGAACUGUUGCUCCAGAUUCAGCUUCAAACAAGGAAGAUGCCACAAUGAAUGGAACAAGUUCACAAUCCAAAAAAGAGGAAUAUGAGAGCUAAAAAAGCAAAUGUAAUUUGUUAUUUUACAUGAGUGUUUCACAAAUAAUAACAUCUCUAUUCUUACAGCAAUUUGGCCCAGAUUAUCUAACAGACAUACCUGCAACUUUGGCUCUUUGGUAUUGCCAAACAUCGACAAAAGUCACAACACUGUUGGUCCUUGUAAAUGGUAAACCAGUCCAAAUAAUAUCAGCUCAUGAAUGAUGUGCAGCUAAUUUAUUUGCAACUUAUACUAGCACAGAAAGAAUGAUUUUUUUUUCACUUUGUAUUUUCCUUUUUCAAGUGUGGUCAGUCACAUUUUCCUAACUAAAAUUUGGAUUUCUAAUUGAGGCCUUUCAAAAAUUACUGGCUAAAAAGAAGGAAAAUGAGUUACCCUUGAGGCAAAAGUUGCCAGCACUUUAGAUUCAGGGAGCAUUUAUAUACAACUGAUUUUUUGAAAAAUGCUUUCUCCCUAAUAAAUUAUCAUGUGUUAUAACAUGUCAUGGAGAUGUGCAUAUAUAACAUUAGACAGGCCACUUUAUAAAUGCUCAGGACUUUUAUAUCCAUCAUCUCAGCAGUCCGCAACUACAUACAGUAGCUGAAAAUUAUUUCCAAUCAUCCAUUUUUAAUAGCAAUAAAGAAUUUAUAAAUGAUAUCUGAACUGUUGAGCACUGUAAAGAAUUCAUAGCACAAUUUAUUUAUUUGUCUUUUUGUGGCCAAAUACCCUACUGUGAUCACUUCAGUCAUAUCCUGGACCGUCUUUGGUUUACUGUGACUAAAAUCAUAGCACCAAACUCUUUUGUCCAUGAGAUAUGUAUAUAAUCUUGUAUAAUUUGGUACUAUCUGCUUCUACCAUCCCAACUUUUUUCAUCAAAGUGUUUAAGAACAUAUUCCCUUUACGUGCUGAUCUCCUAGUGGAGAAAGAUUUAUAGUAAAUGCUAAGUAAUAGUAAACUUUCAGGAACUGAAUCCUACUGGGUCAUGGAUUCUGCACAGACAAGGACAAUAAAGCAAUACCUUUGUAAUAUGCAUUACAUUUUGUGUUCGUUAAAGUACACUUGCUCGUUAGAGUUCUCACAUUUCAUAAAGAUGCUUCCGCUCAAGAUAUGUUGUCCUAACUUACUGUAUUGAUGGUACUGAAGAAAAAAAUGGCAGCCUCUUUCCAUGAAAUUGAAUGCAACUCUUCCUAUAGAACAUGAAGAUAUCUCAUAUCCAAAAAUUGCAUAACACAAGCUGUGUAACCUGAGAGUAUAGCUAUGCAUUUUUAUCAUUUAUGCAUUUUAAAAAUCUUUUGAGUUCUUACUAUAUACCAGUCAUUGUGCUAGGAGGAAAAAAUGAGAUACAAAAACAGGUAUGCACAUCGCAAAGUUUGUUUGGCAUUAGGAAUUACAUGAAAACAAGAGUGAUUUGUUCAGGCUAGCUGGAGAAAUUUGGGGUUUGACAACAUUAAACAGAUUUGGUUUUCUUUUAUCUAACUUCAGGAAUUCUCAGAGCAAUGUAAUGUACUAAUGAGCAUUACGAGGAUUUAUUAGGAGUAUUCCAUGUAGUGUGACUCACAGUCCUGGUGAUCCAUAUAAACUGUAUCACUGUAUGGUAAUAUUUAAAGUAUUGAGAAUUUAUUUCCAUUGAUGGUUUGACCAACAUCAAAAUAUUUUAUCUCCCUGGUCCUAAAUAACCAGCAGAGAAGAAUAUACGAGGGAAAAUCAACAGGUUUUAUUUAAAUCCUAUGGAUAAAUGUUAGUUAAAUAACUUUUUCUUUUAUGUAUUAGUAGGGCCUUCAUGCAGUCCAUUCUCUUCAAUAAGAACUGAUUUAAACCAUUAUUAGUGCAUCUGUGUUCACUUGAAAAAAAUUGCACCAAACUAAUUAGACCUGAAAAUGUGAAGUAACUCAAAUUAUUUACUUGAGAAAUCCUUGAAAACAUAGUAGCCAGUGAUUUUAUAACAGAAUGGAGAGGAAUCUUAUGAAAUAACUUUUUCAAUCUAAAAAAAAAAAAAAGCCAUUAUAUCAUGUUAUUGAAUGCCCUGUGCUACUGUUGGAUGAAUGAAGGUGUCUGACUUAAAUGUGGAACACACAAGAACUUCAAAGGCAAAGUCAACUUUUUGUGAACAAUAAUUUUGUCAAAAUUCCUUGGCCUCCUGUUUAUAUAGAAUUGAAUCCAGGGACCUGUCUCCUCUGAGGAUUUUUCCUAUCUCUUGCAGUUACCCUACCCUUGAGUUGGAAAUCAAAAAGAAUGCUAAGGAAACAUUAAUAGCUUGAUUUGUGCAUCUUAAAGCCAACAACUUCUUUCCUUUACUCACCCUUUUGGCAGGAUAGCCUCCAUUACAUGUGGUAUCGACCCUGUUUGAAUGGUAGCUGGUCCACCAUAUUGCUUGUAACACAGGGACACUGGGAAGUAUAAACCUUAUUCUGCAGUAAGCCUGGUCCAAUACUUAAUUUGAAGGUUGACCUUUUUGGUUUAAUAAUUUGAUUCUUCUGGCCAUCUUUCUCCCUAAACACACUAAACUUCCAUUGAAGUUGCUGAAGGCUACAGGGGGAGAAACACAGCUGGGAGAAAUCUGGCUUGAUGUUUUUCCCAUUGGCUAAGGUCAUAUUAUUUCUUUGACUAGUGUCUGACUGGAAGGUUGAAAACCAGUUGGUUAUAUAACAUUUUAUGCACCCAGUUUCUCAGAACCACUAACUUUUCUUAUUGUUAUAGUUUACCUACCUAUUUUUACUAAUAAAGAGCUAAAAUCUAUAACUUAAUAAAAUAGUACGCAUACAGCAUUUAAAGUUUACAUGUAUAAAAAAUGCCUACCUACUUAAGAAAAUGAACCUACUUUUCUUCAUUUUUCUCCUUUCAAGUAUGGUAAGUACAUUUUUCAUUUUGAGUCUCAGUUCAGUGAUAUGCAAAGUACAUUUAGAGCCAUUUAGUAGUUGUUACAUUUUCUCUAAUCUGUAUUGAAUUUUGUAGUUAGAUAACACGUCAUGUUUAAAAUAGGACCAAUUUCUAACAUAUAAGGAGAUGGCACAUUUACUUAGCAAACUCUUUUUUUUUUAGGAAGGAAUAAAUGCCUCAAAUUGUUUUACUCAGGAUUUGUUCUUAUUAUAAAUGCAACUACACAUCCUAUGGUAGCCAAGAGUGUGAAUGAUCUUUGAGUAAUUUUCCAAGAGUCUUACACCCCCUCCCCAGACAGACUGUUCCAGUGUUUUCUCUCAAUUUAAAACAAAACAGAAAAUUUGUGAUUUUUCAUGGCCUUCAAAUGAGGAAGCUGUUCUCACGAAAGCAUCUGGUUUUCUUGGAUCAAAACUAAAUUAUGAACCUUAGCUGGAAAGGAAAUUUGGGAAAGUUUGUAUAUAAAGGCAUUUCAUGCACCAAAGUAUGAUAUGAAAAUAGUUCCAUCUUUCAACGUUUAAGUUCUCAAAUGUUUAGCAAUAGAAACAUAUCAACUUAUCCCUAUUUGACAAAAGAAAUUUAAACCACGAAAGAUUCCAUUUAGUUUCAUUUCCUUACAAAACACGACACAUCUAAUUUAAGGCUGGAAGAAAUGCUUACAUGGAAAAGCAGAACUUUAGAUUCCAAGCCCCCAGAUAAAUUUCAGAAAAUUCACCCUAGCUUUUGAUUAGUAACAAAGUAAACCAAUCUGCUCUUUGGCGAAACCAGCCUCACCUUCUAGUUCUAACCUCAUCUGGCCCUCAUCUGCCCCUAUUGGCUUCUCCUGCUGUAUCUAUGCCUAUGGCCAUAUCCUACCUAAAUUCAAGCCCAGCACAAGUCACCCUUAGUGUUCUACCAGGAUAGCCCCUACUGUGGACCUCUGAAGUCUAGUAACUGUUUGACCCACACUAUAAGAGCCGACUCUAGGGUUUGUAGCCCCUGCAUUUCUUUUCAGAAGUAGCAAAUUAGGAAAUGAUUCCUAUUGCAUAUGUCUUUGGCCAUUCUUAUGACUAAAACCCUAGGGAUACUUCUGUGGUUGGGCAUCUUUUCUUCUCUAACAUAGCUGGAUUCUGACGUGGGUGCAAAGCCCUGUGAUAAUUGUGGAUGUGAAGUUGCUGUCUACAGGAAUAUACUGGAUUUCUAAACUGCAUGUUAGCUACAUGUUAGCUCCCUUUCAGGAAGAUGUUUGAAACAAUAUAUCAUCUGAUGGCCUCCAUCUUUUAUAAUGUAGAACCUAAUGUCUCUGAGCAUAUAAAUGAGAAUGUUGGGAGGUGGGAAAUGCUACUAUAGUCCAAACAGAGCCUUGCAAUAUUUAUCACCUGUACUUACAACAUAACUUGCUAUGUUUCCGGAAACUGAAGUUACACAGUUGCCAGUUGCCAUUCUCUGGACGAAUGCUCUCUUUUUCUCAAACAGACAGAUGCUAGGCUGUCCUCCGCAGUCUGUCUUCUGUUGCCCCAUAUGACCCCACAACUUGUCGCCCUCUCAUUUUUAAUUACUUUUAGUGAAGCAGUUUGACUGGUAUUAUUUAAAUAAAAUUAAAGUUACGAUUUAUCCUUACAUAUUGGAACUCUGUGUCAUCUUAGCUGUAUACUUCAUUGGAAAUAAAGAUCAGAAUACUGGCUUGAGGCAA
Molecule: messenger RNA, 8484 nt
Organism: Chlorocebus sabaeus (green monkey)
Lineage: Eukaryota; Metazoa; Chordata; Mammalia; Primates; Cercopithecidae
Gene: CEP128
Product: centrosomal protein 128
Cellular component (GO): centriole; spindle pole
Source: RefSeq, a predicted model, not a curated record